UUGGCACCAGCACUUGGCGGUUGCUUCCGUGAUGAGCGGCGGUGUUCAGCUACGGAGUUAGCAAACAGUUGGCAGAAAAGAGAAAAUUAUUCUCUGAGGGGGGUCAGAGAUUGGAUGACUACGAUUUAGAAAAGUCAGCCAGCUGAAAGAUGUUCAGGAUGGAGAUACAUGUUUGGCUAUUGGCCUUUUGUGUUAUCGUCACAUCUGAACUACAGUGGCGUAGGAACCCCAAGCUGAACAAGUGCUGGGAAGUAUGGAGGAAAAAAUAUGGCAAAGACUAUCAAAAUCAGAAUCAGGAAGAGCAGCGCCGAAUGACUUGGGAAAAGAACGCACAAUUUAUCGCACUACACAAUCUCGAAUAUUCACUUGGCAUGCAUUCUUACGAACUUGGCAUGAAUAACCUAGGAGAUAUGACCAGUGAGGAAGUGUCGUUGCUCCUGACCGGCUUAAAAAUCCCAUCCUGGUGGAACCGAAAUUCCACGUCGCACCCAUCCAUCGUAGGCUCUCGCCUCCCUGACUCCGUAGACUGGAGGGCCAAAGGAUUUGUCACGAGCGUUAAAGACCAGUAUUCGUGUGGCGCUUGCUGGGCUUUUAGUGCUGUUGGUGCCCUGGAAACUCAAUUAAAACUCAAGACUGGGAAACUGGUGUCGCUUAGCCCACAGAAUCUCGUUGAUUGCUCCAGCUUCUAUGGGAACCAUGGCUGUAACGGAGGUUAUAUGCCUGCUGCUUUUCAGUAUAUCAUAGAUAAUAAAGGCAUCAACUCCGAGGCCUCCUAUCCAUAUAAGGCCAAGGAUGGGCUCUGCCGCUAUAAUCCCGCUGCACGAGCUGCUACCUGCUCUAAAUAUAUCUUGCUUCCAUCUGGAAAUGAGACUUAUCUACAGGAUGCUGUAGCCAGAAUUGGACCGGUGUCAGUGGCCAUCGAUGCAAAUCAGCCAACGUUCUUUCUGUAUAAGCAGGGAGUUUAUAAUGAUGCCAGAUGUACGAGUCAGCAUUUGAAUCAUGGUGUUGUCGUGGUUGGAUAUGGAAAGGAGAAUGGCAUGGAUUACUGGCUUGUGAAGAACAGUUGGGGAAUCUAUUUUGGCCAAGAAGGCUAUAUUAAAAUUGCAAGAAAUCAAGGGAAUCGCUGCGGCAUCGCCAGCUACUGCUCCUAUCCACUAAUUUAGAUGGCGUCUUCAGUUUGCAAUUUCUUCACUUGAGGAGCCCUAUUAGGCAGCUAAUCUUAGUAUAUAUAUAUAUAUAUAUGUAGGUCUUUGGUUGUUCGGGUUUUCUCCCGCGUAAAAUUGGAAGACACUUCCAAUUUUACGCGGGAGAAAACCCAAACAACCAAAGACCUACAUACAAACACCCGCGAAAACCUCAGAAAACAUAUAUAUAUAUAUAUAUGUUGCAUUUGGGAAGAGCGAUUGAUUGCCAAAACCCAGAUCUUCCAUUCGGCUCCACCUGGUAGAUCUGAGACAAGCAGCCCAUAUGAGGGUUUAUCUGGGUUUAGUUCAGAAUUUGCUAACGAUCUCAGGGGCACCGCCAGGCUUAAUCAGUUAAUCAGGUAAUGUCUGCCAAUCUGCUUUGAACAACCAAAGAGCACUGGGUAAUUGUCAGGGAUUUCCAUUCAGGCCACCUGAAAACGUCCAGAAUCUGCAUUCAAGAAUGUAAAGCAAAGUCUUCUUCAAGGUUCAGCCAUUUGCGAGACGGUUUCUCAUCUGGAAAGAGUCAAAUGCAUACAAGUUGAACUUUGGAUUCAUUUAACGUGAGGAAGAAAAGAACAUUUUCACUGCUGGGAGCCAUUACAUGGAAUGCAACAUUAGAAACAUGGAAUCCUAGGGCUGGAAGGGACCUUGGGAGGUCAUUUAGUCUAACCCUCUGCCCAAGACAGAAGACCUUACUAUACCACCCCAGACAAAUGGCCGCCCAAUCUUCUUUUGAAAAUCUCCAGCGAUGGAGAUUUGGUUCUUCUUUCAGCGUAUGCUGGAUCCUUCCUGAACCUGGUUGAAAUUUAAUUCGAAAGCCCAGAUUUAACCUUGGCCCUGUAUUAAAGAUUAUUAAAGGCAAUGCACGUUCAAGAAAA
Crotalus tigris (Tiger rattlesnake) is the source of this 2062-nucleotide messenger RNA. It is a transcript of the gene CTSS, whose product is annotated as cathepsin S. NCBI's taxonomy places the organism in Eukaryota, Metazoa, Chordata, Lepidosauria, Squamata, Viperidae. Gene Ontology annotation, biological process: immune response. Gene Ontology annotation, cellular component: lysosome. Bases 150 to 1163 code for a protein of 337 amino acids. Gene Ontology annotation, molecular function: cysteine-type endopeptidase activity. The transcript is spliced from 8 exons. The record is from RefSeq and is a predicted model, not a curated record.